Penaeus chinensis is the source of this 2431-nucleotide messenger RNA. Its product is annotated as protein zds1-like. The transcript has 3 exons. The record is from RefSeq and is a predicted model, not a curated record. NCBI's taxonomy places the organism in Eukaryota, Metazoa, Arthropoda, Malacostraca, Decapoda, Penaeidae. The coding region runs from base 1 to 1377 and encodes 458 amino acids.
AUGAGGACAUCUACCGCAGAUAAAGAAAAGGAUGUUACUGAAAUAAAGGACCAGGACCAAAAUCUGCAAGACAUCCGAGAGAAAAUCAUGUCAACAAUGCCUUCCUCUGACCAAGCUGAGGCGACCACAGAAGAAGAGAUGCUGGCUAAUGUCUCGACCGUCACUCCUACGCCUGAGCCUCUUCCCACGCCACUGCCGGUUCUAAUUAGCAUGGAUGGUGCAGAAGAAAUUUUGAAAAGCCCAGAUGUAGAGAAACCAGUAGGCCAGAAAAAGUCAUCUGUUCCAAAGAAAGGAGUGGCAUAUGAACCUUCUUCUGUUGUUCCAAAAAAGAGUGCGGAUCCAGAGAGCGUGAAGCCAUCUGUAGUUCCCAAAAAAGGUGUUGAUUUAGAAGACUUGAAACCAUCUGUAGUUCCAAAGAAAGGUGCUGAUUCAGAAAGCUCAAAACCAUCUGUAGUUCCAAAGAAAGGUGUUGAUUCAGAAAACUUGAAACCAUCUGUAGUUCCAAAGAAAGGUGUUGAUUUAGAAAACUUAAAACCAUCAGUAGUUCCAAAGAAAGGUGUUGAUUUAGAAAACUUAAAACCAUCAGUAGUUCCAAAGAAAGGUGUUGAUUCAGAAAACUUGAAACCAUCUGUAGUUCCAAAGAAAGGUGUUGAUUCAGAAAACUUGAAACCAUCUGUAGUUCCAAAGAAAGGUGUUGAUUCAGAAAACUUGAAACCAUCUGUAGUUCCAAAGAAAGGUGUUGAUUCAGAAAACUUAAAACCUUCUGUUGUUCCUAAGAAAGGUGUUGAUUCAGAAAAUUCAAAAUCAUCUGUAGUUCCAAAGAAAGGUGUUGACACUGGACUGGUUAAGCCCAUAGUUUCCGAGGCGAAUAUGCAAAUCGUAACCCAGAAAGACCCAACAGUUGUGAAAGAGAGCACAGUAUCAGAUAGUAGUUCAGUAGUACCUAAAAAGUCAAUGUCUAAUCCGUCGUCAUCAGUCAAUGCCUUACCAUCUAGUCUGAAGGAGAAACCUAUGCCAAGCCUGAUUAGCCCCACCAAACCUUUGAAAGGAUCUCCAACCCCAAGCCCCGUACAACCCACUGUACAUUUGGCUAGCCAGAAUGAGUCUUCGAACAGCACAAAGUCAGAGAGCAUCCCACCUUCAACUGACUCCAGUGAAAGCCACUCAAAGCCAACUGCAGCCAUAGACAACCUUGAUGCAGAUGAGAAGGAUUCAGAGGGCAGUGGUGCAUACACACCAGCUGCUGUGGGGAUCAUAUUGCUCUUAUGCAUUGUCAUCACUGUUAUGAUUUUAGGUAUCCGAAGACUGCAAGAUGUGUGGAUGAGAAGACACUAUGCUCGGGUGGAUUUCCUUAUUGAUGGAAUGUAUGACAUGUAGACGAAUUGAGUCUUGAUUGUUGAAUUUUAUGGUCACAAAAAGUGAUGUGAUACAUAUUUUUAUACAUUUUUUUAGUUUUACAUCAAUUUCAAGUAAGAUUACAUUUUGUACACGUAUUUCAAAUGUUGCAUUUCUGCUUUACAUUUAAAGAUUUAGGGAUACCGAUGAUACUAUUGAAGCUUAAUUUAUUUUACUUGUUCUUAAAUGGUGCUUAGUCAUAGUAUUGAUAAGUGAACAUAUUUUUUAAAAGGUGGAAAAAGGUAAAAACUCAGGUUUUUAAAGUCUUAGUAGAGUGUAGCAUACAAUUAGAAACUGCAUAUUUGGAAAUAGAGAGUAUGAUAUAAAUAAUUUAUUCUUUUAAUGUGUUAUUUUGGUGCAUUAGAGUAUUUUUCAUAUACAGAUCUCCAGAUUGCAGUAUAGCAAUAUAGUCACUCAUAGUGAAUAACUAAACUUUGAAGUAAUUUUAUUUAUAUGCUGUAAUGUAUUAUGGAAAUUUUAAAAAUAAAAUGUGUUUGCUUAUGACUGACAGAUUGUUGUCAUUGUGAUGCUAUUGUUCAAGUAUCAUUAAACAUUUUUGAAGAAAAAAAUUUGAGAUAGUAAAUUAAUAUGAAGAGCAGAUUUUACACCAUUUUGAAGAUUUAUAGAAAUUUCUGUAAAAUUUAUGUAAAAUUCUUAUAGAAAAGAAAAGGAAGUUUAAAAAUAGACAACAGGUUUACUAAGAUUAGUUCCGACAUAUAAUUCUAAUGGCCAUCUCUCUUCUUAAGUAUUAGUGCAGCUUUUUCCAUUCAACCUGUGUUACAGUAAUGUUACUGUAUUACUUUAUAGUUAUGUUAUCAGUCACCAUUUAAAGUGAGUCAGGUGCUUGUAUUCAAGUACAGUUCACAGUAAGAGAAUCUGGUUUCCAUUUCAUUUAUGGUAAGUGUGCAAGAUAGUGCUGACGAUGUUAUGUAUAUUAUCUGUGCUAAUUUUCAAAAAUAUAGAAACAGUUUCGAGGUUUCUGUUAACUACGAGCUAAAUUGUCAUACAUAACCAUAAUAGAUUUUUCAAUACUUUA